AGGCAGAGAAGCUGAAAAUGCAAUAAAAAACAAAAGAAAAUUGAAAAAAGAAAAAGAAAAAGAUAAAGAGAAAAAGCAUCCCAUGCAUUAAUUCUAAUAAGUUGAAAUUAAGAGGCUUAGGUUCCAUCUGUCCCUCACAUAUAUUCGUCUUCUUAAGCCCCUUUCUUUUAUAUAUUCCCUAUCCACCAUCACCACCCACCUCUCUCUCUCUCUACAUAUAUAUGCAUAUAUAUAACCUGCUUCCAUGGCAGAAGAGACCAGACCAACUGAACAAACCCAACCACACCCCAAAAUGACUGAAGGCCACAAUAAAGCUCCUCGCUAUUCGUAUAACGACCCACGACGUGCCCUGUGCACAUGCAUAACCAUCUUCUUCCUCCUAGCGGGCAUCACAGUGCUCACAGUAUGGUUAGUUUAUCGUCCCCACAAGCCGCAGUUCACAGUGGUCGGCGCAGCCAUCUACGGCCUCAACGCCACCUCUCCGCCCUUCAUCUCCAUCACCAUGCAGUUCACCAUCGUCACCAGAAACCCAAACAAGCGAGUGUCCAUCUACUAUGACCAUCUAUCGGUUUUCGUGUCGUACCGGAACCAGGCGAUCACGGCGCCGGUGAGCCUGCCGCCGCUGUUCCAGGAGAAGCACAGCACGGUAGCGAUGUCGCCGGUGCUGGGUGGGGGAGGGGAGGUGCCUGUGUCGGCGGAGGUGGUGAAUGGGUUGGUGAUGGACGAGGGGUAUGGGGUGGUGGGAUUAAGAGUGGUGGUGUUGGGGAAGGUGAGAUGGAAAGCCGGGGCAAUAAAGACAGGGAGGUAUGGGAUGUAUGUCAAGUGUGAUGUUUUGGUGGGUUUGAAGAAAGGGUUUGUGGGUCAAGUGCCUUUGCUCGGAUCACCACAAUGUAAAGUUGAUAUUUGACAAGUUAAUUAAUUAAUUUGUAAGCUUUUUCUUGUUCUAAUUUGCUAGUUUUAAUUUUGAAAGCCUUUUUAAUUCCCCCCUCUUAA
Molecule: messenger RNA, 993 nt
Organism: Cornus florida
Lineage: Eukaryota; Viridiplantae; Streptophyta; Magnoliopsida; Cornales; Cornaceae
Product: NDR1/HIN1-like protein 12
Exons: 1
Coding region: 245-907 (220 amino acids)
Biological process (GO): defense response to other organism
Source: RefSeq, a predicted model, not a curated record